Messenger RNA from Phycodurus eques (leafy seadragon), 4138 nucleotides. It is a transcript of the gene dhrs11a, whose product is annotated as dehydrogenase/reductase 11a. Bases 241 to 1008 code for a protein of 255 amino acids. The record is from RefSeq and is a predicted model, not a curated record. Lineage: Eukaryota; Metazoa; Chordata; Actinopteri; Syngnathiformes; Syngnathidae. The transcript is spliced from 7 exons.
GCCAAAAGAAAGUGGGCGGCGAUGCGAAGCGAACAUUUAACCCGAUCACGGUUCAUGUCAUCCAGGGGAGCGCAUGGCUCUGCCUUUACGCACCAGUGCCACCGCGCUUCUGGCUGCUGCGUACACUGAGGCAGGAGAUUCAAGCAUCGUAGAAAUUGCAGGCGGUGUACAUUCGGAUACAUAUACGCCGCAGAAUCCGACGCUUCGUGUCCUGUGCCGGCGAGAGCUGCGUUGUUAGCGAUGGAGCGGUGGAAAGGCAGAGUGGCCCUGGUGACCGGAGCCUCGGUGGGCAUCGGAGCGGCUGUGGCCCGGGCACUCGUCCAGCAAGGCAUGAGGGUGGUCGGCUGUGCCAGGAAUGUCGACAAAAUCGAGAAGCUGGCGGCAGAAUGUCAGAGCGCAGGAUACAGCGGCACACUGAUCCCGUACAAGUGUGACCUGUCCAACGAGGAGGAGAUCCUCUCCAUGUUUUCAGCCAUCAAAACGCUCCACAAGGGCGUGGACGUGUGCAUCAACAACGCCGGGCUGGCCCAUAACGAGCCCCUGCUCAGUGGGAAAACCGAAGGCUGGAGGAAUAUGAUCGACGUGAAUGUCCUAGCCUUGUCCAUCUGCACCCGGGAGGCUUACAAAUCAAUGAACGAGAGGAACGUGGAUGACGGUCACAUCAUCAAUAUUAACAGUAUGGGCGGGCAUCGAAUGGUGCCAAGUGCUGACGAGCAUUUCUACUGCGCCACCAAAUAUGCGGUGACCGCUCUGACUGAAGGAAUACGGCGAGAACUGAGGGAAGCCAACACCCACAUCAGAGCCACUUGUAUAUCCCCCGGGAUAGUGGAGACUGAGUUUGCCUUCCGUCACCACAACAAUGAUCCAGAAAAAGCAGCUGCAGUGUAUGAGAGUAUGAAAUGUUUAAAAGCAGAAGACAUCGCGAGCGCAGUCACAUUUGUCCUGAGUGCCCCUCCUCACGUCCAGAUCGGAGAUGUUCAGAUGAGGCCGGUUGAGCAGGUGUCCUAGCGGUGAAACGAGGGGGAAGACGCUGCGGGAGGAGCCCACAGGUCAGCAGCCGCGGUGACUCAUUAGCGACCUCUGCCGAGCGCGGGUGGGGUGAUAAAUCAGCUACGGCGGUGGGAUGUGGAGGAACGCAAGGAGUCGAGGAGGGCUGGAGGUCAGACGGAUGAAAGAAAUGAAGGGUGUGGACUAAAACCACAGUGAAAAUACUACUGAAUGCAGCCACCGGUCGUUUGUUAACUGAGCCGACUCCAAAGUACAACAGGAGUCCACGCUGUGUUGUGUGUGGUCGUCUACCGUAUAUGACCAUAACUUUAGAGGAAGACUAUGCUAUUGACUGCACAUUUUUUAAGGUCAUAUGACAUAUCGAUUUGAAAAAUUCAGUUUCAAUGCUAAUUGCUAGUUGAUAUUAAUUCGUUGUAUUAUUUUUAUAAUUAUUUGACCUCCUGAUUGAUGAAAGGCAGAUCUGCUGGCAUAGAAAAAUAACCGUAGAAAGUACUGUUAUUUAUUUAACAUUCUCUUACGGCCUGCCACCUUUACUUACAAUAUGGUCAUAUUCACUUGUCUUUGAAUUUAAACUGUCCACUUUUAACCCUUAUGUGCAGAUUAAAAUCAUUUAUAAAAGAAAAAUAGACAUACUAAUUAUACUUUUUUUUUUUUUUUUUUAUGCAUGUGCAAUUCUUGCAAUCCAACAAUUGGCUGUGUCAUUUCAAUCAAUUAACUUUCAAUGAGGUAAUUAAAGGCAGAAUUAACAGAUGUCGUAUAUUAGACUUUACACCGAUUUUAUUGGGCUGAUCGGUAUCGGUCGAUAUUUAGCAUUUUAUGCUGAUCGGUUUUAAUGUCAUAAUUCAAUGACCGCAGAAGACGUAUACUCCGCGUCGCCAUCAUACACAGUAUAUUUGAAUCCAAAAGCUCGUUUAUUUUUAGACUUGUUGCGUCUCUUUUGAUGUAUAAUGUAACAAUAAUGUAUAAUAUCUGACGGCCAAAUAAAGUUAAAUAAAGUUAUUUAAAAAAAUAAUAAUAAUGAAUCGGUGGUGUGGGACAGACAACACGUAAUGCCGGCCGGAUCAGACUACAAGACACAUUUGCUCUAUCAUGAUUGCACUAUGUCAGACUACUUCAAUAAAAUCUUGUAUUCCGAUACCACCGCAUCCCGUUGUUUUACAAUCAUUGGGCUCUAUCUUGUCAACUCAAAUGCAACCGGAUACACUCGUUACCGUGGCGACGACAACAAGAGUCGCUCGCGCCGACUGUAUUAUAUGGGAAAAAACGUGUGUUGGUGGUCACCGGUGCUCAGGACAGGAGAGGACGUUCGUUUCAGGCUUGCUUGAGGUAUGUUCCCGUUCUUUUAAUACGAUGCGGCUCGCAAGCAGGCAACAAAACGUUAUGUAGCCUAGCAAGCUAGUGCUAGCACUAAGGGUUGUGCGUAAACAUGCCGCCGUUCUGUUGAAUCAUGCGCUAAGGUUUUGGUGUGGGUGAAGUCAUUUAAUUACAGGAAGUUAGCACCCGUUAUUUCUGUCGUGUUGUAAUGUUGGUUUGACCUGACCGAUUAGAAUGCACGAUCUGACGAGAGCAGUGAUUUCCAACCUUUAUGGAGCCAAGGAACAUUUUACAAUUGCAAAAUCUCACGGCACACCAACAAACAAAAAUGUCCCAAAAAGUGGAGACAUUAAUGACUGUAUGUACUUCCUGCCAUCUAAUAGAAGAGCAUUCGUUUGUUCUGUCUGUCACUAGGCCUCACUGGCACAAAUAGAGGAACAAAGAUACAUUAUUUAUUGUAAAUAUAAUUUUUGGAGCAAUUAAGUACGCAAGUAUAUACAGUAAAUGAACAGAAAUGAUCAUUUCAAUAGACACAUUCCUCCAUCUUAUCGGUUUUUUAAACUCUGUGAUCGGCCCCAAAAAUCCUGAUCGUGUAAAGCCUAAAAAAAAAAAAAUAUAUAUAUAUAUAUAUAUAUAUAUAUAUAUAUAUAUGGAUGGAGAGAGAGAGAGAGAUGCCUCCUUCUCGAAUUCUUCAUUUUUGCAUAGUUUCCCCACUUCAAAUGACAAAUGUAAAUAUCAUUCAUUCAUCUAGCGUUCCGCUUCUCCUCAGGCGGGUCGCAGGCGUGCUGGAGCCUAUCCCAGAAAUCUUCGGGCGAGAGGCGGGGUACACCCUGAACCGGUCGCCAGCCAAUCGCAGGGCACAUAUAAACAAACAACCAUUCGCACUCACAUUCACACCUACGGGCAAUUUAGAGACUUCAAUUAACCUAGCACGCGUGUUUUGGGGCUGUGGGAGGGAACCGGAGUGUCCGGAGAAAAGCCACGCAGGCACGGGGAGAACAUACAAACUCCAUACAGGCGGGGCUGGGCUGGGGAUUGAACCCCGGUCCUCAGAACUGUGAGACAGAUGUGCUAACCAGUCGCUCACUGUGCCGCCUGUAAAAAAAAAAUAAUAAUAAUAAAUAAAAAAAUAUAUUAUAUAUAUAUAUAUAUAUUUUUUUUUUUUUUGUGCUUCAAGGACUUUAUUUCUCAUCUGUUUUUGAAUUUCUUUGGAUUGUGGCAUUUUGAUGCAGCUUUUCUAGUUCUGUUGAUUUCUUGAUUGAACAGGUCUGCAAGUAAUCAGGCUUGGGUGUCGUCCGUGAAAUUGAAUUCAUCUUUCCCAAAAAAUGGGAUUGAGCCACAGUAAAUUCCUGAUUCAACAAGUGGGCAAUUACUUUUUCACACAGGGCCAGGUCAGGUAGCGUUGAAUAUUUUAUUUUGUUCUCUUUAAUAAAUAAAAUCCAUCCAUUUUUAACGAUGAAGUGGGGAAACUAUGCAAAAAAACAAACGACAAUAAUAAAUUGAGAAGGGGCGAAUACCUUUUCAUGGCACUGUAUGUCAUUUCAGUGGGAAAUAAAUACUUAUCUAUUGCCUGCCUAUAUGUAAACUAUACAGUGCCAAUGCCUAUACCUUCUGUCUUUAGAUAUCAUUGUACUGUGUACAUGUCAAGUGUAAAGGAAAUCUAUUGCAUGUAGAGUGGAGUAGGUUUGAAUUACACUUUACACGACACAUAAGAGCAGCAUGACGUGUACUCCUGAUACACACUUUUAUCCUUUUUAAUCAGCAACCUUCCAUUUGACCUAAUAAAUGAGUCGCCCACACUGAAUUUGUCCAUGGU